GAGGAGCACCGAGCACCACUACUGAACCGAACCAACCGAGUGAGCACCAAAGCGAAGUAGGUGAACUCGUCGGUGAACCUGUUAGCGAGUCAGCGGCGGAUCGAUCGCAUGGUGGCGGCGGCGGUGCAGCAGAAGGAAAAAGAAGCAGCAGCAGCCGAUCAGAAAGAGUAGCAAUGAUGGUGCGCGGCUCGGAAGGCAGCGGACACAGGUACGAGCUGACGAGCGACAAAGAGCGCAGCUCGAAGGCCCGUUCGCCGCCGCCGUGGAGCACCGGGGGCGGCGGGGCGGGCGACAAGUUCCUGUCCGAGGCCAAGAAUGACUUCAUGGCCCGUUGGGAGGGCAAGGCUGUGCCGCCGACGUGCAGCCUGGACGACUUCGAACGGAUCCGCACCCUGGGCACAGGGUCGUUCGGACGCGUCAUGUUGGUGCGCCACCGACCGACCAAGCAGUUCUACGCGAUGAAGUUGCUCGAGAAGCAGAAGAUUGUCAAGAUGAAGCAGGUGGAGCACACGCUGAACGAGAAGCGCAUUCUGCAGUGCAUCAGGCACCCCUUCGUCGUGCACCUCGAGUUCAGCUUCAAGGACAACGACAACCUCUACCUCGUGCUACCCUUCAUCUCAGGUGGCGAGAUGUUCACCCACCUCCGACGCCAGGGAAAAUUCAGCGAGGUCCAGACUAGAUUCUACGGCGCGCAGGUGGCCCUGGCGCUCGAGUACCUGCAUUACCUGGGCUUGGUGUACCGCGACUUGAAACCCGAGAACAUCCUGAUCGACUCGACCGGCUACGUGCAGGUGACCGACCUGGGCUUCUGCAAGAAGAUCGAGGGCCGCACGUGGACGCUGUGCGGCACCCCCGAGUACCUGGCGCCCGAGGUGAUUCUGUCCAAGGGCUACGGCAAAUCCGUCGACUGGUGGUCGUUCGGGGUGCUGCUGUACGAAAUGGCCGCCGGCCACCCGCCCUUCUACGCCAAAGACCAGAUGCAAAUCUACGAGAAGAUUGUGUCUGGCAGGUACAGGUGCCCGCCGCACUUCAGCACUGACCUGAAAGAGCUCAUCAGAAACCUGUUACAGAUUGACCUGUCUCGGCGUUUCGGCAACCUGAAGGACGGCGCCGCCGACAUCAAACGGGACCGGUGGUUCCGACCAAUCGACUGGGAACAGAUCCUGCACCGACGGGCCGAGCCGCCGUUCCGGCCCAAGUGCAGCAGUCCGGGCGACGCGUCCAACUUUGACACUUACGAAGAGGUGGCCAUCAAGGCGUCCUCGACCAACAAGUACAUCAAGGAGUUUGAGGAUUUCUAAAAAAAUGCGAGACAAAAAGAAAGUGAUCUGCCUUUGACUGCUGCAUGUUUAAUUACACUGAGCUCUCUACGCUGAUUGAUUGAUUGAUUAAUCGGUUCGUUAAUUUCACCGUUGGGCAUUUUAAUGUUUGUUGUUUUUAUUUUACCCGUGAGGUUGUCGACAUAUCAACGUCCGUAGUUGACUCAAUUGAACUCGGCGCGUCCCUCCCUCUCGACCGACAGACUGACCCCCGCGGCAUCCCGAUCGAUGAAAAUGUGCAGCCGAAUUCGAGAGCAUUGUUUGAGCUUGGAUUUCGCAAAACAGAUAAAAAGCCACUUUGAUUUAACAGGCGUGGCUGCGGAAAUUCAUCCUUGUGCGAGAUUGUUUGAUUUAUCUGAAAUGAGAUUACAGGGUUUAAUUGUAGAUCGUCUCGUUAAGUUUAAAAAAUUAUUUCGGUGCUAUAAAUACGAAUUUGAUGUUGAUAUUAUUGUAUUGAUUUUUUUUACGGCCAAAUUUUAUUUUAAAAUGAGUCUGAGACCUCAAGAUAUUUGAGUUUUACACAAUCAAUUCCAAACCAACUCCAAGAUUUUAACAGAAGCAACGAUAAGAGGUUUGAUUAAUCAAAAAAAUUAAGAAACAUGGUUUCGUUUUCAAACCCACUAUUAAUUUUUUUGUUGGUUUUUUCAAAAAACCAAAAAAACGUCAUUGUUUCUCACGAAUUAUUUGAUUCAAGUUGGCUUUUUUAUCGAUUGAUUGAUUGAAUGAGCUUACACGGGAUCAAACAAAUGAGAUAGAGUUAUAUUUAUACACUGAACACGCAAUUAAAAAAUAAUUAGCCGGCUGGAAAAGAAACGAGUCGCCAGCGCACUCACUUAAGAAUCGAGCGACCAACUUUUAGAGUUACACACGUUUCGCACUCCCACGUUCAUAAUCGCGGACAAUUAGAAAGUUUACUGGCGCGGAGGCGUGAAGAGAAGCAGCUCACUGACUAAAAACUAAAAACCCACCCAGCUAAUGGUAUUCCUACCGAAAUCUCAUUAUGCAAAUCGACACGGGUGUGUCGCAACUCAUUUCCAGCUAAUUGAAAUAAACAUUAUAUAUGGCAAAGCAAGAUGACGUUUUCAUAUCAGCAAGCGAAAUCAAAAAGUCUUUCCUCCGAAACACCUCUCUCUUAAAACACACUCUCGUUCCUAUUUGAGACAAUUGAACUGUAGAAAAAAUGCUGUCCCUUGUCUAAUUGUGAGAUAAGGUCGCGGCCUCGACUCGCGUUGGACCGCGUGGGAUAGAAUUUGACGUUUUCAGAAAAUAUUUUAUAAAAAAAUAUUUUAUGCAGUUCCCUUUAACAAUUCAAAUUUUUUUUUAAAUAAUAGAGCUAUGUUUCUGAUAAAAAAAUUGAUAUGAGUUUGCUCUUAUUUUCUCCUCUGAAACUAAAACAUUAUAAAAAUCUCUAGGAUUCAAAAGAAAAUUGACGAAGUACAAAACACAAAUUCAUUAAAAGUAUUUUAAAUUAACUCGUACGAAAAAUAUCAAUCUCAAGAAUCUUCUAGACAAAAUAUCUCGUUAAUUAUUUUAAUUUUAAAUUGCACACAGUUUUUUUUAUUACUUUUAAUUAUCUUAUUAUAUUUUUCUUCUUUUAAUUGAUAACGUUUUUUGAAUAGAUACAUUGAAUGCAAAGCAACCAACUAGAGACAAUCUCGAAACAGCGCAAAUCUCAUCUUAGAACUUUUCCAAAAGUAAUUAUUGAUCAAAUUACGUAAUAAAUUUCAGAGAGUAGAUUGAAUGUUCUAAUCAAAUAGUUUCUACUUAAGUGUCGUCUCCCUUUUGAACCAACGUCUUGUUCGUUGAGCUGUACAAGUCAUGAUUUCUGUGUGUGAAAGAAAGACAUUAAUCAAAAUACGCAUUGCCAUUAUUAAAGUAGCAAAAACAAGUGAACGAAAAAACAACAAAAUUUAAACACAAAAUCGAAUCGAUGGAUUAUUGUUUGAAAUAAUUGAAUUGAAACCAACUCAUCAAAAUACAAUUUUGCUCAUUUUACCGUGCGUGUUUCUGUGUGAAAUCUACAAAAGACAUAAUAUAUAUUUAUCGCGUUGAAACAUAUAUUGACGUCCAUGUGGUAAUUCAAAAUCAAAAUAAUUAUUAUUAUCAUCUCAUAAUUAUUGUUGUUGCUCGUCAUUGGUAGUAUUAAUUACAUUGCGUGCAACAAAGUGAUUUAUAAUUCCAUAAUUUAAUUAAAUACACAUUAAUUCCAUGUUGAUUGAUGUUUCCAAUAAUUGUAUUUAAGCUUAGCAAUCCAAGAAAACCUUCGCCCGUAUAUAGAGCUCUAUGUGAUAAUGACCAAUUUCAACAAGCAAACAAAAAAUACAAUUUAGAAAUAUAUUCUUGGGUUUUCUCUGAAAAAACCUUCAACUAUUUAAUCUGACGCGUAAAUAAUUUAUUUUUAUUCCGUGAAUAGAAGAUAAUUGUAUUUUUAAUUGUUAUAGUAAAAUUUUGGUGCAAACCGGUGCAAACUGUCGCACAGAUUUGCGUCAUAUUAAUAUUUUAUGCGGAAAAUCAUCCUCACAUUUCCCCUAUACUGUGAUAGCGCUAAAUUAAAUGAUAAUUUUGAAAUAACUUGCUUAACCGAAAAUGGAAUUUCAACCUUCCAUCGAAAAGAAGCGGCCGCUUCUGCCAAAAAAUGAAAAAAAAAAAUAAACUCGAACAUAAUCAAACUCUGUCCCGACUCGCAAUCAGUGUUCGUGUUGACAUUCCCUGAUGUAUACACCUGUCUGUUUACUAUUUGAUGUGCAUCACGUGUGCAAGAAAUCAUGUGUAAUUAAUAAUGGAUUUGUGUCACUCGCCCUACGUGUUAUUUCAAGAAAGGAAUUGAUCAGUAGGAUUAAUUGUUCAAAAAAAAAAAAAUGAAACCA
Messenger RNA from Neocloeon triangulifer, 4186 nucleotides. Its product is annotated as cAMP-dependent protein kinase catalytic subunit 1-like. Lineage: Eukaryota; Metazoa; Arthropoda; Insecta; Ephemeroptera; Baetidae. Gene Ontology annotation, biological process: peptidyl-serine phosphorylation. The coding region runs from base 174 to 1301 and encodes 375 amino acids. The transcript has 3 exons. The record is from RefSeq and is a predicted model, not a curated record. Gene Ontology annotation, molecular function: ATP binding; cAMP-dependent protein kinase activity. Gene Ontology annotation, cellular component: cAMP-dependent protein kinase complex; nucleus.